Molecule: messenger RNA, 452 nt
Organism: Dibothriocephalus latus
Lineage: Eukaryota; Metazoa; Platyhelminthes; Cestoda; Diphyllobothriidea; Diphyllobothriidae
Source: the annotation of a GenBank genome assembly
AUGACGAUGAUGACGAUGAACCGCUGCUAAGUGGUAACGGUGUAGUCUCCUCGGAGAUCACCGAUUCUGACCUCAUGGUCGCCUGGGGUGGACUCAUAUCGGACUGGCAGGCAAAGCUCAAGGCUCUUGCCACCGCACCUAACCCUUCCAACCCCUGCCAGUUCGAUGCCGCCAUCCAACGUGAUCUGCCAAGAACUUUUCCCGCACAUGACUUUUUCAAGGAUCGAAAAGGUCAGGAGAUACUGUUCCAACUGAACCGUGUCUAUGCCCUGUACGAUGAGGAAGUGGGCUACUCACAGGGCAUCUCUUUUAUCGCUGCCGCUCUUCUUCUGCAUGUGAAACAGGCCUUCUGUGUGCUUGUUAAAAUCAUGUCCAACUACGGUGUUCGCCUGCUAUUCACGCGCAACUCUGAUGGCCUCUUCCGCAGUCUCUACCAGUAUGAGCGUCUUGUC